GGGGAGCAGCGCUGACUUUUCUACGAGUUCUUCCUGCGGCCGAAGAACCGUCUACGACACCGUUUCUCUCCCUUCGAAACCCCUUUUUCCCGACACGAUGGGGAAUGAGGCGAGCAUGGAAGGGGAGGGACCGGCGGGGCAAGGCGGCCCCUGCGCCGUCCCUGCAGCGGGGACUCCGGCUUCCAUUUCAGCACCGGCGGACGCUGGACAGCUCGUCAAGCCGAGCAACGGAGCGCCUAUCGGGGGAAGCGGCGCUGGAGUCGGCCCGGGGAUUAACAGGCCGCCUGCAUCAGACCCAGGCCCUAAAGCAGGAGUACACAGCAGCCAUGGAACAGGAGACAGGUUGGCCUCUCAUGACACCCCACCGUCCCAGGGAGAGCAGGGCCACGGUCAUGUGUCCAGGAAGAACUUGCAUGUGGACGUGGGAAGCAGCAAGACUGGAAGGUCCCCUUCGGUAUCCCCGGACCGAGGCAGCGUCCCUACCUCUCCUUACUCUGUGCCUCAAAUAGCGCCCAUGCCCAGCAGCAAGCUGUGCCCUGUCUGCAAAAUGGCUGACCUGACUGGCACUGGUGAUGACAAGCCAAACUUCAACACGUGCACGAUGUGCCGCUCCAAUGUGUGCAACCAGUGUGGCUUCAACCCCAACCCGCACCUCACUGAGGUUCAGGAGUGGCUAUGCCUAAACUGUCAGAUGCAGAGAGCGCUGGGGAUGGACAUGACCACACCCCGUUCCAAGAGUCAACAACAGAUACACUCUCCUUCUCAUGCUGCCAAACCAGAACCCGGACUCGAUGCUUCUUCCCAGCCAACCCUUCAGACACAGAUGCCUCCUGAGACACGACCUCCAGGGCAGACCCCUCCGGCCCCCGUCCCUUCUAAACAGACUCUCCUGCCUGGCUCAGGUCAGCGAGUGACAAAGUUGCCUCCGGGGGCAGUGCCUCUCCCUGGAAUGGCCAAAGCCCCAUCCCAGCCCGAUUUGUCCCGAAACUCCCCCGCCCACCAGCCCCAUCCGCCCCGCCAAGACCAGACACGCAGUGCAGGCAGCUCCCCCUCACGACAGCCCCCACCACCUGAGCAGACUUUUGGGAAAUUAUUUGGCUUUGGUGCUUCUCUCCUUAACCAAGCCAGUACGCUUAUAUCUGAGACCACUCAACCCCAACAACCACCCCCAAAACAAUCGCCCAAACCAGGUGUAGGACCUGGAGCACCUAAACCCUCAGGAUCUCAACCUACACAACAAGGUUCUCGAACUCCACCUCAGCAGCAGCAUCAACAGCAGCAGCAGAGGGAGCAGCAGCCUGCUCCUCCAAAGUCUUCUAAACCCAAAGUUUGUUGUCCUCUUUGCAAGACGGUCCUCAACACCGGCAACAAAGCCGAACAACCCAACUAUAAUAUCUGCACCCAGUGCCACUCCCAAGUCUGCAACAUGUGCGGCUUCAACCCCACUCCUCACCUGGUGGAGAACAAAGAAUGGCUGUGCUUGAACUGCCAGACACAGAGGGCUCUGUCAGGAAGUUUGGGAGAUAUUCCGUGCCCUGGUACACAGCCUGUGGGUUCCACCAGGUCACCUGCAACAUCUAAUCAGCAAGCACCUCAGCAGAAAGGGGCCGAUCAGCGGUCAGGGCCAAGGCCCUCUGGCCCCCAGCAGCAACAGAAACCACUGGGUCCCCAAGUAAGUGGCCCCACCUCUCCUAUGAAACAGGCUGAAACGUUGUCUCAAACCAAAGGGAUAAACCAAGCUCCCCCUCCAACUAAGGGUUCUUCCCAGCCUGUUUCUCAAGCCGAGAGUUCCUCUCAAUCAGUUACUCAAAGCAAGCGUGUAACACAACCCCCAGUCCAGAAUAAGCCGCAAUCUCAAAAUAAAAGUCCCGCUCAAAGUAAAGGCCCCACUAACCAAACUAAAGGGCAAAACCAGGCUAAGGGGCAGACCCCGACAAAGGGAUCUGCUCAGCCCACUGCUCAGGUUAAAGGUCCUGUAUCUAGUGCCAAGGUUUCAUCUGGCCUUAAAGCAGCACCCAAUAACGCCAGGAGCUCUCCCACUACUUCAAAAAUAGCACCCACCCAGUCUAAACCCACAGGUCCGUCACAGGUACGCAAACAGACGCAGAGCCAGGAGAAGACAAAAGUCUCAUCUAGGUCUCUAAAGGAGGAUGUCAAGGCCUCACCAAAGAAGGCCUUGUCAGAGACGGUCACGUCAACAAAAGACACCAAGAUAGCAGACCAUGUGCAGAAGUCAAGACACCGAGAAGAUUACGUCAAGUCGAGUAUGCAAAGUUUGAGCGACACUGGAUACUCCUCCGAUGGCAUAUCCAGCUCUCAAGGGGAGAUUACUGGUCAAAUUCAUGAAGAUGCCAUUAAGCUCAAUGAGAGGGGUGUCUCUAUUUCCUCAGAAAUCACCAAAUUGGAGACGUCAAUGAAGCCUCUACUGGAGUCAAAAGCUGCAUCAGACCCCAAACUCAGGCCUCAUUCACUGUCUGUUGGACAGGGACGGGACAUUAGCCCAGACGAUGACGCAGCAAGAGACGAAUCGGAGGAUGAGCUCAGCUGCAAGCUUCGUCAUGAUUAUGUAGAAGAUAGCAGUGAAAGUGGACUCUCGCCGUUGCCAGUAAGACAAAAGAAGUCACAUAAAGAUUUAACUGAUGAAGAGUUUAUGAGGAAGCAAAUUAUGGAGAUGAGUGCUGAUGAAGACGAGUUGGAGGAAUAUGGAGAACAGAAACCUAAAAGAGGACAUAAAACCAGUGGGGAGAAGAGAAGACUACCUCACCAUACUAGUAGUUUUGAGGACAACGCCAAAGAAUCAGAAGGGGCAUAUAAUGCAAAUGAAGAGGAAGAUGUUGUGAUGGCUGGGGGCCUUCGACGCUUUAAGACGAUUGAGUUGAACAACACCAACAGUUAUAACCGAGACAUGGAACUCAACGCUGAGAAUGACCUACGAGAACCGGAGCUUGAGAUGGAAAGUCUGACUGGUUCACCAGAGGAGCGGUCCAAAGGAGAAUAUUCAUCCACUUUACCUGCCACCACACCUAGCUACACCUCUGGAACGUCACCCACAUCCGUGUCAUCCAUGGAGGAUGACAGCGACAGCAGCCCUAGUCGAAGAGCAAGGCUAGAGGAAGCAAAACAGCAGCGAAAGGCCAGACAUCGCUCACAUGGGCCCUUGUUGCCCACAAUUGAGGACUCGUCUGAGGAGGAUGAGCUCAGAGAGGAGGAAGAGCUACUGAGAGAACAGGAGCAAAUGAGAGACCUUGAGCAACAGAGGAUCCGAAGUACCGCUCGAAAAACAAAGCGGGAUAAGGAGGAGCUACGAGCACAAAGGCGCAGGGAAAGAUCUAAAACUCCGCCCAGUAAUCUCUCUCCCAUUGAGGAUGCAUCACCAACUGAGGAGCUGAGACAGGCAGCAGAGAUGGAAGAGCUCCACAGGUCAUCAUGUUCUGAAUACUCACCCUCAAUUGAUUCUGAAGCAGAGGGCUUUGAAAUAAUAGCUGGAAAGCUCUACAAAUCAGGAAACGAAUAUAACCUUCCGACUUUUACUUCGCUCUACUCGCCAACAGAGAAGACACCAGCCUUGUCCUCGGCUGAUAAAACAUUAAAAAGUGCAGAGGAAGUCUAUGAGGAGAUGAUGAAGAAAGCCCAGCUCCUUCAGAGACAAGGAAAAAAUAUAAAUCAGCAUAAGAAUUCUCUGACUGAAAAUAAAAACCUUGAAACAGGAUCUGCCUUAACCCCAGGCUCAAGCCCAACCCAGGGUAGUGCACCUAUGUCCUUCUCCACAACUGGGAACGACCCACGGAUUCCAGGAAUUCACGCAGCACAACAUCUUUCAAAAGAAACUCAAAAUAGGAUGAUGUCACAGAGCGCUAAAAUUGAAGGGGUUGUUGGAGUGGCCACAACCAAAACUCAAGUCGGUCACACUGCUACAACUCGAAAUGCAGCUAGUUGUGGCUCCCAAAGGGCAUCACAGGCAUCAGCCGACCCUGCAGCAUCCUCGUUAACGAGCAAAGUUUUCUCCCUUUUUAAAGCCCCCAGUCCCCCAGUCUCACCCACCACUUCUCCUGCACAAAGCCCAACACAAGCUCCCACCAUGCGACCCACAGGAAGGGGCAGGCAGUUGCCGACACUCCCUGGUGGACCAUCAUCAACUUUAGUUUCCCAAGGUGCUCAGGUACCUCAGAGGUCUGCCUCACCCCGUCUUGCACGCCAGCAGUCCUCACAGGAUUCACCAGUUAUGGUGAUACCACUAAGCUCUGUAACACCUAGCCCUGCCAAGCCUAUAACUGUAAAUUCAUCCACUUCGCCUUUAUCAUCACCAACACAGGUUAGCUAUAAAACCUUGUAUAGUUCCCAGCCUCUGUCCACAUGUUCCCCAACAUCUUCAUAUCUUCAGUCACAAAAACAUUCUUCACAGAUGUCUCAAAAUGUUGCUAGCGGCACCCAAAGUCGCGGAUCACUGUCUAUGGAAAACAUUUCUCUGUGUAAAAUCUCAAAUACUCCAGGCACUUCAAAUGUCAUGGGCCAGAGCCAAACCCACCCAACUAAUAUUGUAGAUCUUAGAGCCCCAAUAAGGUCUGCCCCAAUUAUAAUGACAGACCAAGGCAUGGAUCUAACAUCCUUAGCCUCUGACACAAGGCGCUAUUCUUUGGGAGCAGAACAGCCUGUUCGGCAUACAGCAGUGCAACCUCUCAUAAUGAACUUGAAUGCACAAGAGCAACCACAUGUGUCUGUAUCAACACCAACAACAGUCAGUGUCACAGUUGCAGGUACUAUAUUCAUGUCCCAACCGAAACAUCCCAUUGUCUAUGGAGAUCCUUUACAAAACCGUGUAGAUUUAGGUCAGGGUGUGGGAUCAGCAGUGUGUUUAUCCCAGAGUAAGCCAGCAGUUGCAGACCCAUCUAUCCCUAAAAUUGAUGCCUGCCUUGAGAACCUUGGUAUACAACAGCAACAGCUGCAAUUACAACAACAAAAGCUCCUUCAUCAGCAACAACUUCUUGAACAGCAACUACAGCAGCAUCAACAGCAAUCUUCUUUUGCUCGUUACAAUUUAGCUAAUCAAGUCCCGCCGCUUUUAGUAAAGAAAGAUAUUGUAGCUAGCCAGACAUCCAGCUCUCAACCCGUAGUGACUGCUAGAGUAGCGCCACUGGCUUCACAGCCUGUUUCUAAUGCCCUGCAGGAAAUGUAUGGCGGUGUUGCUUUAGAGCUACAAAACAAGCCAACAGUAAUGAAUCUAUCCACAGGUAAACCCCACGUUAUGAUGGUUCAACUUGAUGAGAGUAAACCAUCACAGGUGGGCACAGUCACUCAGUUAAUAAAGAAAGAAGAGCCGCCUCCCCAUCCCCAAGUUUUGGAUUUGACUGGCCAGAUCAAACCAGAGAACCAAGUAGCUUGUUGUGAUGUUGUGUACAAUUUACCAUUUGCUGGUUCGUGUACAGGGUCAUUCAGUCAGAAGCCCACAACGGUAUCACCAGAUAACAACCCCAACAACGAAAGCUCAAAAGCACCACCUCCUACCAAUCCUCGACAUUACAAUAUAAAUCCACAGCAACAAUCUCAAGCUACACAGGGUGUAACAGAAGAGCAUAAACCAUAUCAAACCGUUCCAUCAGGAAGAAUCCAGCCCUCUAUAUCUGAUACUAAUUUGCCUGCCAUGACCGAUGGCAGUCAAUACCAGGGGAAUAUUAAGGGAGGUAUGGCAGUAGAUCUUAGUAACAUGAAUCAAGUUUAUGAUAGUGCAUACCUUGGCAUGGGAGCUCAGUACGGAUCUUACACAGACUUGCGUCACCAAGGAGAUAUCGCAGGCCCCACGUUACCCAUUCGUCGUUAUGGCUCUAUGUCAAAUAUCAAUUCUGAUCAUGGCUAUGGUUCAAAGGAGUUAGCAGGACCACAGGACUCUAAUUUGGCUCAAUACAGUGCAACCACCGCAAGGGAGAUUAGCCAGAUGUGUGCAGCUCUUAACACCGCAGACCAGUUUGGAAACCGGUUUGGAAAUAACCCUGAAUUUUUACAUUAUGGGGUUGGAAGAAGUGGAACUUUAGGUCGGCUAAAUCUCCAUCAAAGUUUAGCAUCGAUUAGAGCAAACUUGCUGUACGGCCCAGAUGGAAGAGCGCUGCCUAAUGGACAAACACUAACAAACAUAAUAAAUGCCAGACAAGCAAGCAUACGCGCCUUGUAUCCUGCUGCUUUGAGAGGGGGUGAUGGCAUGAUAUACUCUACGAUAAACAAUCCCAUAGCCUCUACCUUGCCAAUUACUACCCAACCAGGCUCUGUUCUUCCCCUCAUGCCUCGAGGCAUUUAUAGGUCAUAUGCUACAGGUGUAACAGCUGUACCAUUAGCUAGUCUUACCAGGUUGCCUCAAGUGAAUCCCAGAAUGCCUCUGGCCACACAAGGAACAUAUUCAUACCCUCCUCCAAACCAGUAUUCUACUUCAGCCACACCAUCAGUCAGUAUAAGCUGUGUAAUUUCCUCACAGCAAGAAUCUCCUAUGUAUCUUGGGAAGCCUUCAACAACAGCUGCAGUAAUUCUACCAACCCAAGCCAAUGUAGCACGAAAUGUACCAGGACCUGGUGUUCAAACUGCUACAGUCCAGCAGACAGACCAGUCUCAACCUAGCUCACAGAUGACAGCCAUGUCACAAAUCCAAGGACUGCCCCCAACUGUCAAGCUAGCACAAGGCCAGAUGCAGCCACAACAGCUACCUGCUCAAACAGAGCCUUUAUCAUUGACCCAAACCCAACAAGUUCAAUCAGUCAGUCAAGCUCAACCUUCAGUUUUUCCACACAGUACCAACACCCCGAGUGUUACUGAUGCACAGAAAGGUAAGGAAGACGAGCGGCUUAGUCAGCAACAAGAGCACAUGCUGCAGCUAGAGCGAGAGCGUGUCGAACUGGAAAAAAUGAGGCAACUGCGCCUUCACGAGGAGCUGGAGCGAGAUCGUAUGGAGCUUCAGCGACACAGAGAAAAAGAACAACUGCUUGUUCAGCGUGAGAUUCAAGAACUGCAGACAAUCAAGCAACAGGUCCUGCAACAACAGCAAGCAGAGCGUGAGACUCAGCUUAUCAUGCAAAGAGAGCAACUGGCCCAGCAAAGAAUGCAACUUGAACAAAUUCAGUCUUUGCAGCAACAACUCCAACUACAGUUGCAAGAGCAGAAAAGACAAAAGACAGCAGUGGUGGAAGCAGCAGCAGCAGCGGCAGAAGCAGCGGCUACGUCGGCGGCGGCAGCUGCUGCAGCGACAUCUGCACAGGGUGCCAUACAAGGUGUGGUGGUGGGAGGAGGGCCUCCUCAGGGCUUCAUUAUUUGUGAUCAAAGUGGCAGGGUUAUUCAACAAGAUGGACAAACAGUCCAAUUUUGGCAGGACGGUCAAGUAGUCCAAGCUAUGGUGGCUGCUCGACCUAUUCACAGUUCGGUCUCUGAAACGUCUUUAAGAGGCAGUGACAAACAGGCCGAGUCCAAGAUUAUGAGAAAGCAAAAUUCUAUGCCCCGUCUCAGAGACAGCACAGAGGAUGACUCCGUGAAGAAGAUAGCUGACAGUUGUGUACAAACAGAUGACGAAGACGGAGAGGACCGAUUCAUAAACCGGCGUAGGAGAACAAGGCGCAUUGCAGACUGCAGUGUGCAAACUGAUGAAGAAGACCAGGCAGACUGGGAUCAGCAGCCGGUAAGGCGCAGACGUUCCCGCAUAUCAAAGCACUCCGAAUCCAGUAACGAGAACAAAUCAGAUGGGUUAUCUAAAACAGUAUCUGCAAGUAUAGCUAUUCAAACCUCAAAUGACUCAUCAUGCCAGACAGAAUCUGACCAGCUAGGUAGGGUAUCACCAGCAAUACAUAUCACUAUGGCGGAAACCUCAAAGGUUGAUCUGUUACAUUACAUAGCAGCACCUGAGAGGACCCGCAAAGGAGAAAGUUUGGCUUGUCAGACAGAACCAGAGCCACAGUCUCAGGGUGUAGUUUCCCCUCAGCUUAGUGUCCCCACAACCAUCAGUCCAUACUCUACAAGUCUGCAUAUAGUUGGUGCGAAUACAUCUGAUCCAGCCUCUCCAAGACUUCAAGGAGUUGCUAAAUUUGAGAGAAGGAAACCUGACCCUCUGGAAAUCGGCUAUCAGCAGCAACAAAAUGAGUCUCCUUCCCGCCAGCCCCCCAAAUCUCCUCAGGUUUUAUACUCCCCAGUCUCUCCUUUGUCCCCUCAUCGUAUGUUGGAAACAACCUUUGCCUCACAAGAGAAGCUUAACAAAGCCCACGUGACACCCCAGCAGAAGGCCUUCAGCGCUGAAUCACCGCAACGCCACCAGUCCCUACCAAGGCCGAUAAAAAGUGUGCAGCGCUCCAUGUCUGAUCCAAAGCCUCUGAGCCCCACAUCGGAGGACCCCGCCAGGAACAGAUUCUCUCCGUAUCAUCAGCAAGCACUGUCCAACAGUCAGCAGAUGGCCUCCCUGCAGCAGCAGCAGCAGAACGCUCUGAUGAGGAAGGUAAAGAGGACACUUCCCAGCCCCCCUCCAGAAGAGGCUCCACUCCCUAUAGUUACUCCGGCACAAAUGUAUAGCUCUCCUGGCAUGCCUCAGAGGGUUUUACCAAGACCUGCACCAGGGGUCACCAAGGUGGGCUUGCUGAGUGAACUAAAAGCUGUGGAACAAGAGUCGUCAAAGCUACGUAAGCAGCAAGCCGAAUUGGAGGAGGAAGAGAAAGAGAUUGAUGCUAAGUUACGCUACUUGGAACUUGGCAUUACACAGCGUAAAGAGACCAUGGUGAAGGAUCGUGAGAGGAGAGACUUGGCUUACUUGCGUUGUAUGGGUGACGCUCGGGACUACAUGUCAGACAGCGAACUCAAUAACCUUAGAAUGGGAACUGCAACAGCAACCUUUGAUGCUAAUGGCUUGUUGACAAGGCCCAGCACAGCACCUCUUGGUCAGUUUGCUAAUGACCUUAAUGCAACCUCCCAGUAUUCCUCCACUUCAUCAUAUAUGUCUUAUCCUUACCCUCAAACUCAACCAUCAUUACAACAGCCUAGCUCCUCAUACCAUCAGAUUGGUUUCCAGCCACCUCAAUACCCUUCAUCCCCUGCACCCCAGCCAGGAACGUUCCAGCCCCAUCCGCCUCCAGGUCCAGGCUACCAGAACCAGGGAACCUAUUCUUCACGUAUGUAUGUCCAGCCGUCAUAUCAAACAGACCUUGGCAUGCAUCAGCAUGGACAUCAGGGCUUCCAUCCCCCUAGUCAGCCUAUGCCAGGCCAGACCCUUCCCUAUCCCAGUCACAGCACCUACCAACCUGGACUCUCUUACCAGCCCCAGGCAGAGAUCCUCACAGUACACCAAAGACCAAGGCAAACCUCAUUGGCUGACCUCGAACAAAAACUCCCCACCAACUAUGAGGUCAUCAGCAACCCAGCGGUUUCAGUGGCCACAUCUGCUCCAGAUGCUGCCUAUGGCUCCGCCUACAGCAAUGCGUAUGGACAAUACCGCCCUGCUGAGCCUGGCCUGACUCACUCUGUUGACAGCCCAACAUCUGCUUAUGUCUCAGAUGAACUUUACACCUCUAACUUGGAGCAGAACAUUCCUAGGAAUUACGUAAUGAUUGAUGACAUCAGUGAGUUGACUAAAGACAAUGCAAAUCAGCCCACUGACGCUUUAGGUCAUCCUGUAGGAGGGCGAUAUCGCAACGAGAAUGGCCCUGGACGUGGCAGCACCUAUGAUAGACCUGAAGAUGAGCCGGUGGAUGCUUAUGGAAGACCCACAGGCACAAUGAGUUACCAGAGCACAGUAGACAGUCGUACAAGCACCACGGCUAGUGGAGGAUCUUAUUAUUAUGAUGACUACAAACCCACAUCACGGAGCAGCUCCAGUGGCCACAAAGUCUCACCCAAAAAUCUUGCCCCAGCCGUAGUCUCCUCCAAGCGUAGUAAGCACCGAAAGCAGGGAAUGGAGCAGAAGAUAUCAAAAUUUUCCCCCAUUGAAGAAGCCCGCGAUGUGGAGGCAGAUCUGGCAUCUUACACCAUGACAACUUCAACGGGGGGUAGUUGUACGGUAGUGUCCAGAUCAAAGAAGCAAGAUGAGGUGAUAUACGGAACGAAAAGAAACACGUAUGACCAACAGAAGUAUUACGGCACUAGUCGCGAGGGUCUUGAGGAAGAAGACCGUAUGUACAGCUCUGGUCGGUCCAGGUCCACCGGAUAUGGCAUGGACAAGAUCACAUCCAAAGAUGCCUCAGGGAACAGAAGUAAAUCCUAUGAAAGAGAUGCCAUGGAGCGCUCUCAGAGAAGCAGCCGCAGUGGAAGGCAGCCCAUACGCAAUCAGAAUUCAGAAGAAGAGAGUCCCAACAGUCCUGUUGGGAAACCUGUAGGAAUAGGACGAAGUUCAGGUAUCGUAAAUGCCCACGAUGUCAGGAACCAGUAUGGUUCCAGUCAUUCGCUUCCAGAUGUGCAAGAUCACCACAAGAAGGACCUUCCCAGGAGUCAUGUCUAUAAACCUGAUGACCCUUACCUCGUAGAUGACAUGCACUGUGCUGUUUCUGACAGUGAAGCCUAUCAUUUGGGCCAAGAGGAGACUGACUGGUUUGAAAAGCCACGGGAGGCCCGUUCAGAACGUUCAAGACAUCACAGAGGUGGCAGUCAGUCAUCCACAGGUAGGCGCACAAAGCACACCUACCAUGACUACGAUGAACCACCGGAGGAAUACGGCCCCCAGGAUGACAACCAUCAACGCCAAUCCUCCAUGGCAUCAUCACGGGAUCACCGAUAUCAAGGCAGUAACUCCGGGAGACACAGCUCUUCAAGACACUCCUCUGAAGAUCCCAGGUCCUCUCGUUCUUCUAGACCACACCCCAAAGACCCGUCAGGACGAUCUGAUGGCAGGAGCACUUCCGCCGCCCAGAAGAGGGGUGGCCCAGACACCCGUUCUGCUCAAGGAAGCCCACGCAACUCGGCAGACUUCUCCCGUGAUCCCGCCACUGUUCAUCACCACGGCACUGGAGGACGGAGCCAGAGACAACCCGGAGAUCGCACAAGAAGGCAGGAUCCUUCCGCUGCAGGCCCUAAGAUGCAGCAGCAGGGCCAUACUGGGCAACCACGCUCAAACGUUCAAGGCCACACAGGGACAGGGAGACAUCCAGGCUCUGAGGCCUUUGAUGGUACUCAGCAAUCCCAGCAGCAGCAGCUAAAUUCACAACAACAACAACAACAACAACAACAGCAGCAGCAACCACUUCAGCACAGCCAACCCCCUCCUAGUAGCCAGCCAACAACCACUGCAGGAGCUGGACCACCACAGCAGCCCAAAUCGAGCCAAGUGCCGACACAGGCACGCCAGCCAGGAGGAGGAUCUGCAUUGUGCCAGCCAGCAACUACAGCGGUCAAAAUGGACACUACUACACCUUCAGUGACAUCCAUAGGAGUGAAGCCUACAAUGGCUGUCCCUACAAUACCUCAGACCACCAAAACAGCGUCACCUCCUCUAACUGGCAUUGGCUCUAAAGCUGCCCCUGUUGGGAUCGGCAGCAAGGCCGGCGGACUCGGCAGUGCUGCAGCUGGACCGCAACCUGCCGAAGGAGAAAACGUUCUCACCAAAAUCCUGCAAGGAGGUGCAGCGGAACAGGCCGGUAAACUGGGAGACGCUUUGUCUGGCCUUGGGAAGAAAUUCACUUCAUUCUUUUAAAUUGAAGAGAGGAGGGGUCUGCAGAGUCACAGCAAAAACGACAAAAUUAGAGACUUUGCACUGGAAAAACCUAUGAAACUAAUUGAAUACAUUUCACCAUCAGAGAGGAUGUGCAUCCUGAGAACAUCAGGCUGGAAUCAAGAACGCCUUGUCAGCACUGGAUUCACAAGACAUGCAUGUGGUUGAAGUGGAGAUGAUCCUGGAAACAAAGUGGAUGCCUGAAAACAUCAUUAAUUACAGGAUCAACUGAGCAUCGUAACGAGGAGGCUUCUGCUCCUUCAUGGAGAACCUCCCUGGAUCCUGAAGAGUUGAAGGCCCACCGAGUUUUUUUCCUACAUGCCUGAGAACGCCUGCUACUGGACACCCUUCAUGUCUGAGGAUUAAACCUCCAACAAGGCUUUUUGAUUCCACUUUGAUGCAAAUUCUUCAAGAUUUUCAUAGGUUUUUCUGGUAACAAAGUUCACGCUUCUUUCCAAGACACAGCCGGAGUUCCCGGGUCCUCUGAUCUCUACAUUCCAGUCGAGGGAACGUAAACCCUGUCUUUGAAUGUCCUCUCCUUUCUUUCUUCUCCGUCUCUCUCCGGGAAUGCGUCGUGUAAAAUGUGGAUGUGCACGCACACGACUAUAGGAAACAAGGAAAACGAAGCCCAUACGUGUACUUUUUUUCUUCUCCGCUCAGAAGCGAUUUUUUUUUCCCCCCCCAGUUAGAAUGUGAGGAGGGACAUGACCGCCGGCGUGCCCGUGAGAGCAUGUGAGCGUCUCACACAGACGAGAGGACCAAAUGAAUGCGUGGCAGCCAUCACAAAGCCAUGGUUAAUAUCGUUAUUGUCUGUGUGGAGCUUCACGUCUCAUCUUUUUACUUUCCUUUCAUUUUCUGCCUCAUCGGAAAAGCCUUAUUCACACUUUUGUUUACUUCUAUACCUCGUAUGUCGUUGUUUGUUUUUACACUACUGUAUGUACAUAAUCAACAUGUAAAUUGGUCAUUUGUGGAAUAACAUUUUUACCCUUCGUCCUUUUCUUUGGUACAACUUUGUAUUUAACGCUUUUUUUGUUGUCGUCGUCGUCGGUUCUCCGGCGCGGGAUCGUUUGCUUGGUGACUUUUUUUCCAAAAGAGCAAUAGCAUGCAGAUUAUGGUAUAUAGCACAAUGUCGUGUACAUUAGUGGCGGGGAAAUGCUUGUUGUUGUACAGUUUGUGGAGCGGUUUACAACCUUCGUACCAGACGUCCAUGUGUGCAUGUUAGGUGCAAAUGCAUAAGAGCAUGCCGAGUGCAAGAAACACACACACACACACACACACACACACACAC
Messenger RNA from Nerophis lumbriciformis (worm pipefish), 12938 nucleotides. It is a transcript of the gene bsnb, whose product is annotated as bassoon (presynaptic cytomatrix protein) b. The record is from RefSeq and is a predicted model, not a curated record. Gene Ontology annotation, molecular function: metal ion binding; structural constituent of presynaptic active zone. Gene Ontology annotation, biological process: protein localization to synapse; presynaptic active zone assembly. Lineage: Eukaryota; Metazoa; Chordata; Actinopteri; Syngnathiformes; Syngnathidae. Gene Ontology annotation, cellular component: axon; glutamatergic synapse; GABA-ergic synapse.